Raphanus sativus (radish) is the source of this 1920-nucleotide messenger RNA. Its product is annotated as glycerol-3-phosphate dehydrogenase [NAD(+)] GPDHC1, cytosolic. Gene Ontology annotation, biological process: glycerol-3-phosphate catabolic process; carbohydrate metabolic process. Gene Ontology annotation, cellular component: cytosol; glycerol-3-phosphate dehydrogenase (FAD) complex. Lineage: Eukaryota; Viridiplantae; Streptophyta; Magnoliopsida; Brassicales; Brassicaceae. The coding region runs from base 300 to 1691 and encodes 463 amino acids. Gene Ontology annotation, molecular function: NAD binding; glycerol-3-phosphate dehydrogenase [NAD(P)+] activity. The record is from RefSeq and is a predicted model, not a curated record. The transcript has 7 exons.
GUACCCAUCAAUGCUUAUUAUGCCCAUUCCUCUUCCUUGCACAAAAGCUUGCUCUGUUUUGGAGUAGAUAAAUCUUUCCUUUUCUCAUGAGAGUUUUAUGAUUUUUUUGCCAGUAGAUAAAUCUUCUCAUGCUUUCUUGAUUUGUAUUUGUUUCUUUCUUUUAUGGUUGCCGUACGACACGAAAGAAGAAAGCUUAGAACACACAAAGACAAAACUCAAGUCCUGUUUGGUGAGAAAAGCUGAGUUAGUGAACCAAGAAAGUCUUAUUCUCUUGGAGCAAGAAGCUGCCUACUGUGAAAAUGGUGGGAAGCAUUGAAGCCAAGAAGAGCCUGCUAUCAAACGGGUCUGUUCAACACAAUGGUCUCAACUUGGAGGAGAAGCUUGAUGAGUUCCGUCGUCUUCUUGGCAAAUCAGACAAAGAUCCAUUAAAGGUUGUAAGCGUUGGAGCUGGUGCUUGGGGAAGUGUGUUUGCAGCUCUUCUCCAAGAGAGCUACGGAGGUUUCAGGGAGAAGUUUCAGAUCAGGAUAUGGAGAAGACCCGGUAGAGCUGUCAGCAGAUCGACGGCUAAACAUUUGUUCGAAGUGAUCAAUUCUCGGGAAGAUGUCCUCAGGAGACUGAUAAGACGCUGCGCUUAUCUGAAAUACGUUGAGGCAAGGCUCGGUGAUAGGACGCUCUAUGCAGAUGAGAUACUGAAAGACGGGUUUUGUCUUAACAUGGUUGACACGCCGCUGUGUCCUCUCAAGGUUGUGACAAACCUGCAAGAAGCUGUGUGGGAUGCUGAUAUUGUUGUUAAUGGAUUGCCUUCGACGGAGACACGACAAGUGUUUGAAGAGAUUAGUAAGUAUUGGAAAGAGAGAAUCACUGUUCCUAUUAUCAUCUCUCUGUCAAAGGGUAUUGAAACUGCUCUUGAGCCGGUUCCACAUAUCAUUACUCCAACAAAGAUGAUCCAUCAAGCAACUGGUGUGGCGAUUGAGAAUGUACUCUAUCUUGGUGGACCAAACAUUGCUGCUGAGAUAUACAACAAGGAGUAUGCUAACGCUAGAAUCUGUGGAGCUGAGAAAUGGAGGAAGCCACUAGCAAAGUUCUUAAGACAACCACAUUUCAUUGUUUGGGACAAUAGUGAUCUUGUGACACAUGAAGUAAUGGGAGGUCUCAAGAAUGUGUACGCCAUUGGAGCUGGAAUGGUGGCAGCGCUUACUAACGAGAGCGCUACAAGCAAAUCGGUGUAUUUUGCUCACUGUACAUCUGAGAUGAUAUUCAUAACUCAUUUACUAGCAGAAGAGCCUGAGAAGCUUGCAGGGCCUUUGCUAGCUGACACUUAUGUGACCUUGUUGAAAGGGCGUAACGCUUGGUACGGUCAGAUGCUUGCUAAAGGGGAAAUAAAUAGAGACAUGGGUGAUAGUAUAAGCGGGAAGGGAAUGAUUCAGGGUGUUUCUGCAGUGGGAGCGUUUUAUCAACUGCUUAGUCAGUCUAGCUUAAGCAUAUUGGACUCUGAAGAGAAGAAACCUGUGGCUCCGGUUGAAUCAUGUCCUAUUUUGAAAACACUCUACAAGAUACUCAUCACAAGAGAACAAUCAACACAAGCGAUUCUGCAAGCGUUGAGGGAUGAAACACUGAAUGACCCAAGAGACAGGAUUGAGAUUGCACAGAGCCAUGCAUUCUACAGGCCUUCCCUUCUAGAUCAGCCUUGAUUAGUCUGUCAUGGCCUUCAUAUAAUCCAAACUUGUUGGAUCUGAUUACCAAGAGAGAUAUAACAUAAACUACUUGUUCAAACUGCAGAUUCUGCUGUGUUAAAACAUCCCGUCUUAAAAUGGAUUGUUGUUCAGUCUCGUGAGUCAAUAUAAUCCUUGUACUGUAUCCUUUCUCUGUAUGAUCAACGGAGCUUUUUUUUAUUAAGCAAAUAUCAACUUUAAUAUCCCA